AUGCUCCCAAGAAUACCUCAGUGUGACUUUUAUUUAAAACUGCAGGACCUGUUAUUUUCUCUUUCAGAUCCUCCGAAGAGCGUCUCAGUAUCAGUGAGCCCCUCUGGUGAAAUAGUGGAGGGCAGUUCAGUGACUCUGACCUGCAGCAGUGAUGCCAACCCACCAGUGCAGAGAUACACCUGGUAUAAGAAGAAUAAACCUGUAUCCUCAGAGACAGGAGGACCAGAGGACAGUUACACCAUUAAAAGCAUCACACUGCACGAUGCAGUAGAAUACAUCUGUGUGGCACAGAAUAGGAUUGGGAUAAAAAGAUCUCCUCCUAAACGUCCUGAUGUGCUGUAUCCUCCGAAGAGCGUCUCAGUAUCAGUGAGCCCCUCUGGUGAAAUAGUGGAGGGCAGUUCAGUGACUCUGACCUGCAGCAGCGAUGCCAACCCACCAGUGCAGAACUACACCUGGUUUAAGAAGAAUGACACUGGAGACUGGCAGCCAGGAUCUGGACAGAGUUUGAACUUUUCUAACUUUAGAUCCUGGAACAGAGGACAGUACUACUGUGAGGCACAGAACAGACUUGGAGCUCAAAAUGCUUCUGCUCUACUGGUCACAGUGCAAGGAGGUCAGUCACUGAUCGUGGCUGCAGCUGUGGGAGUGGCUGAAAUUUUGGCUCUUGUGUUUCUGUGUGUGUGCCUGAGGAGGAGAAAAUCAACAAAUGAGACAGAAGGGGACAGGCAGGGGAAUAAAAGCCCCAUUUAUGGCAACGUCUCAGGUAUGCCAAUGAGUCACACUGGAACACAGGGUACGGACAGAGACGACGGUGAAGUUCCCCUCUACGCCUCUGUUCAGCCCGCUAACACCCGCAACCAGGAGCAGGUUCUGUACUCCACUGUUCAAAAGCCACUCCCCCAGUGUGAGGAGGGUGUUCAGUACGCCAGCAUCCAGUUCCGCCCCUCCAGUGCUGCCCCCAGGUCACCAGCCCCAUCCGUAAAGGAAGACUGUGUUCUCUACAGCACACUUCAAAAACUGGACAUGUGAAAAUAAACCAGCAAGAUAUCUUGCUUCAUAAACUGUAGACCAAUGCUGGUUAUUCAGCGUAAAUUUGGACAUUUCUUUUGAAUGUGUGAGCAUUUUUUUGCUUGAACUUUAAAUGGCAAAUUGUCUGCAAAGUAAUCCUCAAGCAGUAUGAACCAAACAUUUCCUUCACUGGAUGAUACAUUUAAGAGUAUUUAUUAAAACCAGUGAACAUAAACUCUCCUCAUUACCUCAGGUCACAUGACUGUGCCUUUGUCACAUGACCAGGAUGACUAUGGCUAUUGGGUCUGCAAAGAUGUACCCCGAAUGCAUCAUUCCUUUGGCAUUCUAUCAAAAUGUACAUGCAUAACAGCUCAUGUCUUCAUAUUAUACACAAAGUAUUAUCAAGAUGUUGGUGACUGA
Anguilla rostrata (American eel) is the source of this 1428-nucleotide messenger RNA. Its product is annotated as B-cell receptor CD22-like. Lineage: Eukaryota; Metazoa; Chordata; Actinopteri; Anguilliformes; Anguillidae. The transcript is spliced from 6 exons. The record is from RefSeq and is a predicted model, not a curated record. The coding region runs from base 1 to 1029 and encodes 342 amino acids.